CUGCACACAGGCGAAGGACAUGCAGACAGCCAAAAAGACAUUUAGCUUUGUAUAUAAGAUGAUAUAUUUAGUCUGACGACUCACGUACAUCAGCAGCGACAUCGGAAAGGAAAGAAGUUACUUCACCGGCUCCUCCACUUCGACCGAUCAUCACCCAUACUUCUCCAGAAGGAGAAGCCGUAGCUGAGGCAGAGGUACAUUUGUCGCCCGUCACCGAAGAGCCAAGUAGUGGUACCGAUCAACGCAGUUUACAAGAAGAAGAACGACAUCCACAAGGAAUGGAGUUGCUUAAAGAUCUCAAAGAAGAAGGAAGUGACACUUUGUUACUGGAGUUGAAAAAGAUUCCUGAUCAGCAGCUUGGAAUGGGCAUUGGUAAGCGGUCCCGAGGCAUUCUAGUCACCUCAUUGCAACCGGGCUCAGCGGCUGCGGAGAAACUCAAAGUGGGAGAUCGAAUUCUUGCUGUGAAUGCACUGCCGGUUACUGAUCAGGUAUGCGCUUUCAUAGACUUCUGA
Cylicostephanus goldi is the source of this 512-nucleotide messenger RNA. The record is from the annotation of a GenBank genome assembly. Lineage: Eukaryota; Metazoa; Nematoda; Chromadorea; Rhabditida; Strongylidae.